AUGGCAGAGAAGUCUGGUAAUCAGUCCGCCGACGUCAAUUUGACCGAAAACAACCUCGCCUAUCUCCGCGCCACCCUCUGCUCGCUGGACUCGGUCAAGCCGAAUUUCGCCAUGGUCUCAGAGGAUUGGGGUUUGGGCAAGGGGGGCCAUGGGCUACGAGGUUUCAAGGCCGCCCUCUCCAAGCUUGAUCUCGACUUCAAGAACGGCAAAAUCUAUCCCAACGACGGCAGUCCAACUGUUGCGCCAGCUCGUACUACUAAGAAAGCCAUAGACACUGGUCUCAAGAAGCACGGCCAAUUCCAGGAUCUAAAGCGCAACAAAGUACACUUUGAGGUAGAGUCUGAGGGGUCCAAGGCAAAGAAGCCCAAGAAGGAUGCAGAUGAAGGACCUACGAGAGUCAAAGUGGAGCACGGCGACGAUGAAGAUCUCUAA
Molecule: messenger RNA, 432 nt
Organism: Cyphellophora europaea CBS 101466
Lineage: Eukaryota; Fungi; Ascomycota; Eurotiomycetes; Chaetothyriales; Cyphellophoraceae
Exons: 2
Coding region: 1-432 (143 amino acids)
Source: RefSeq, a predicted model, not a curated record